This is a messenger RNA of Spirodela intermedia, 1003 nucleotides long. The record is from the annotation of a GenBank genome assembly. NCBI's taxonomy places the organism in Eukaryota, Viridiplantae, Streptophyta, Magnoliopsida, Alismatales, Araceae.
AUGGAGGGGAAGACGGCGGCGCUGGCGCUGCCGCCGCCGCCGGCGAAGAGGGCGGACAAGAACUUCAAGUGGACGCGGGCCAUGACGCGGGUAAUGGUGGCGGGGCUGGUGGAGCAGGCGACGCUGGGAAUGAAGGUGGACAAGGGCUUCAAGCGGCGCGCCUACGCCGCCGUGGCUCGCCAGGUGACUGAACGCUUCGGCGAGGAAUGCCUCGACAACAACGUGGAGAACCGCUUCAAGACCCUCAAACGCAACUGGGCCGAGAUCAAGAAGCUCCGCGCCGCCGCCGGUCCCCACGCCUUUGACGCCGCCACACACACCAUCCUCCUCUCCGACGCCGCCGCCGCCGAGUACAUCAAGGUCGACCCACCAAAAAAGACGGUCAUUUUCUUUUUUGGAUCAUCAUCGUUGACUUGUUUUGAAGGCGCAGGCGAAUCCGAAGGCGGAGCCGUUCGUGAACCAGCCGAUCGAGAUGUACGAGGAGCUGGGGAUCAUCUGCGGGGACGAGAAGCCCACGGGGUUCUAUUCCAGGGGUUCCGGCGAGCCGCCGGCGGAGGACGGCGGCCGGCGGCGGCGGCGGCGGCGGGGGGAGCUGAACGGGGAGGAAGCGGCGGGGCUGGUGAUGGUGGAGGAGGAGAUGGAGGAAGGGCAGUCGCCGGAGGGGUCGGCAGCCGCGGCGGCGGAGGAGGAGGAGGCGGCGCUGCUGCCGCCGCCGGGGAGGGGGAAGAAGGGGGGGUGGAGGAGGAGGGAGAGGCUGGAGGAGAAGCUGGAGAAGCUGGCGGAGAAGAUCGGGUACAUGGCGGAGCAGAUGGCGAGGGACAGGAAGAAGGAGCACGCCGACGAGCUGCACGGGGCGGUGGUGGGGUGCGAGGGCUACACGGAGGCAUGGCUGAUGGAGGCCUACGGGUACCUGCUGGACCACAACACGCAGGCCAACGUGUUUCUGCGGAGCAGCCCCGCCAUGAGACGCGACUGGCUCGAACAGUACUUCUCCCGCAGGUAA